Messenger RNA from Megalobrama amblycephala (Wuchang bream), 1230 nucleotides. RefSeq lists its product as uncharacterized. Gene Ontology annotation, biological process: defense response. The coding region runs from base 1 to 804 and encodes 267 amino acids. Lineage: Eukaryota; Metazoa; Chordata; Actinopteri; Cypriniformes; Xenocyprididae. Gene Ontology annotation, molecular function: cytokine receptor binding. Gene Ontology annotation, cellular component: extracellular region. The record is from RefSeq and is a predicted model, not a curated record. The transcript is spliced from 8 exons.
AUGACAGUGGGGACGAAGGAGAUUUUUGAUCUGUUUGUCCUACACUUGGGCACUAAGUACCUCAUGCCUGAGGGGAGUGGUUUAAACAUCUCCUGCAGAGGAUGUGAAGGCAGUGGCCUCAGAAAGUCAGGUUAUUUUGAGGUGCGCACAAAGCAAAGACCUGAGGCAGAACCGAGAUUCUCUUCGGAAUGUGCCGUGUACUCGGAUAGCUGUACCAGAUCUGUGGUGUUCCAGUUUUCCUCCACACCCACACCCACCAGCCCAGUCACCUCAGGAAUGCAGAAAGAGCACUCUCACUCUGAAGUCUACACAUCCUCCCUCUUCCUCAUCCUCUGGAAGGAACCCCCCUCUUUCCUGUUCAAAUCCUUUAGUCAGGACGGAAUUAAUGUGUCUAAAACAAUUAGACUUCUAGGUGCACUGGGUCCAAAAGAAUGCCUAAAAGAGGUGGAAAAUGCGACGACAGAUCGGUUCACGAGUCUUCCCACAAAGAAACAGGACAUACCUCAGGCACUGAAGAUAUCAUAUAACUCUAUCUUUGAGCUCUUCAAAAAGAAAAUAACCCAUGGUCACUGGAAUAACGCUGCCUUCCAAAAUCUAAUGGAGCACCUCGACCGGCAAGCUAAAUCAAACAGCGUCCCGGUGACGAGCUCUGAACUUGAGACGCUGGUCAAGAACUUCAAGCUGCUGGAUAAUUUUCUUACACAGCAGAAUUUUAGCCGCUGCGCGUGGGAGAUUGCGCGCAAUGAGAUUUUGGUCGUCAUGGACCACUUCAGGAGAAUGACACAUAAAAGGAGACACAAUUAGCCUAAUAUAGGCUAAAUAGUAGUAAAUUGUUGUUAAAUGUUAAAUUAAAUUAAAUGUUGUUCAUAAUUUAUUAAUAUGCUAUUUUAUUGUUUUUCUUUUGCACUUUUUACUUUCAUUUGGUAAAAUGAAUGAAUGAAUGUAUUUCCAGAUUUAUAUUUGCCAUUGUCUAAACUGGCUUAAUGGCUCUGCACUUAUGCUAUUUAGAAAUAUAUUUAUUAGAACAGAAUAUCUAAUCUAGACUACACUAAAAUGUCUUCAUCAAGCAAAUAAACUUAUAUUGUCUUAUAUUAUUUAUCCGGGGCAUGAAUGUUUCGUUUAUACGUUGAAUGUAUUUAAUGGAUGUCUUUGUAACAAAUGUGUGGACACAUCACUAAUAUUUAUCAAAUAAAUUCUCAGAAAUGUAUACUUGUCGUCUCUCAUAUUAUU